Messenger RNA from Chroicocephalus ridibundus (black-headed gull), 2340 nucleotides. RefSeq lists its product as uncharacterized. The transcript is spliced from 3 exons. Bases 736 to 2340 code for a protein of 534 amino acids. NCBI's taxonomy places the organism in Eukaryota, Metazoa, Chordata, Aves, Charadriiformes, Laridae. The record is from RefSeq and is a predicted model, not a curated record.
UUGCACACAGAGCCCCCGGUAGGAGCCGGGGACACCCAGCCCCCCCGAGCCCCUUCCCUCCCCAGCAGGAGCUGGGGGGGCUGUUGGGGGGGCCGUUGGGAGGGGGCGGAGCACAGGGAGCCCCAACAUUCCAUCCUGGAGACGCCAAAGAGUCCUUAGCAGCGGAGAGACUGAGGGGACUGACCAUGGCGCUGCCACCUUGGUGGCUCCCACUGCGCGGCCCCCGUGCUCCCCCGGCGCCCCAGAGCCAUCAGGCUUUAAUGCUCCCGCAAACCUUCUACCCCCAAGGCAGGGACCGACCCCGACCCGCAGCCCGGGGACGCUCUCGGGGCCAAGAGCGCAGGAGGUGACCAUGGCUCCUGUCUCUCUUCCAGGCGCAGCCACCCUGUUCCCAUCGACCGGGCAGCAGCUGCUCUUCCCCACGGCCUGGGCACCCCCAGUGGGGGCGGCCCCACAGGCCCCGCCACCAGGUAUGGCACCCCUGUCCCCUCUGCCACCCCGACACCAUUGGUGUUCAAGAACCCUGGGCACCUUCAGCCUCCCCCUCCCCUCUCCACGGUCACCUUCACCACCCCACCUCCCCUGUUCCCCCCCCGGCAAUUCUGGCACGGGGGCUCAGCAAGCCCGGCUGAGUGUCCCUGCCCUCGCCUGCCCAGUGAAUCCCAGUUCCUGAGAAUUUCCACAAUACUUGGGGCCACCUCUCGGGGACAAGAGCCCAGGAGGUGACCGCCGGCCAUGGCUCCUGUCUCUCUUCCAGGCGCAGCCACCCUGUUCCCACUGCCCGGGCAGCAGCAGCCAUUCCCUGCAGCCUGGGCACCCCCAGUGCGGGCGGCCCCACAGGCCCCACCACCAGGGCUGCACAGGGCCCCAUGCGGCUUCAACAUCAACUGGACCGUCACCAACGUGCCUGCGCCGGCCACCGCCACCCUCGGCCACGACGCUGCUGCUCCGUCAGGCGCUGCCCUGUGGGGCCCCGGGGGCUGGGGGACCCUCCCGGCCUGGGCAGCCCCUGGCACCCCCCAGGGACAACCAACACCGCCCCAACUGACACAGCACCCAGCAUACGGCCACCAGGGCACAGCGGUGCCCGCAGCCCCCCCGCUGCUGUUCAACUCCAUCCCUGGACGCCAGCACCUCGAGGCCACCUCCACGGGGGCACCCCCUGCCAGCUGCGUCCCCACGGGCACCUACUUCCCCCCCAGCCCUGCUGCUGCCCCCCACAACGAAGCUCCUGGCCACCUGGAUGCCAACAUUGAUGUCACCGAGGACACGCUCCUCCAAGAGCCCCUCUGGCUAUUCUUUUCCUCCUUGGACACGGUGGAGGUCUCCCAGGACCCCGACACCACCAUCACCACACCUGGGGACCCCGGUGGCACCAUCAGAGAGGGGAGAGCAGUGGCCCCAGCACCCACUGAGUUGCCAACAUCCAUCCCUGCCUUGGAGAACACCAAGGAAUGGUCCUCAGAGACCAACAGCUCCAGCAGGGCCUCCCCCGCGCAGACACCCCUGGGCAGCGACAUCUCCUCGAGCACCAUCAGCUCCCCAGAGAGCAACAUCUCUCCCAGGAGCGACAUCUCCUCCGAGAGCGACGUCUUCCCAGAGCUCACCUUCUCCCCGAAGAACAUCACCUACUCAGAGCAGGACAUCACAGACUACGACACCAUCUCCCUAAAGAAUGACACCUCCUCGAGCAGCGACAACUCCUGGGAGAGCGACGUCCCCCACAGCCAAGCCCUCGGGGAUGCGGCCGGCCACCUUGCCGUGCCCCAUGAGGUGUCCCUCAAGGAGGCCCUGAGCCUCUUGGACUGUGACCCCGGUGGCACCGGCGAAGCCGCCCCCCUCUGCGACAUCGACUCCCUCUCGCUGCCCGAGGACCUGCUAAUGCUGGAUUACAGCAUGGAGGAGCUCCUGGAGGGUGCCCGCAUCCUAGAAGAAUUCCUCUACGGGACAGAGGGCGACAUCCCCAGCAGCUCCUCUGCUGUCCCCAACAGCCAAGCACUCAGGGACGCGGCCGGCUACCUUGAGAGCGAUGUCCCCAGGAGCCCCUCUGCUGUCCCCAACAGCCAAGCCCUCGGGGACACAGCCGGCCACCUUGCAGUGCCCCAGGAGGUGCCUGUCAACGACUUUGGUGUGGAGGUGACCCGGAAGGCCGUCGUCGUCCUGGAAGACAUCUUCUCCAGGACGAAGUCCCAGGAGUCGUGCGGGGACACGGGGAGGGAGCUGCCGCCAGCCCAGCCCACCAUGGCUGAGAAGCAGGGGACAAAGCAGGGGAUGAAGCGGGGGACGAAGCGCUGGACGAACUCUCCAUCGCUGCCACCCAGGAAGCAGGGGGGCAUUUGA